AUGACCGACGAGCAGCCUGUGGCGCCCGAGUACGGCGAGGAGCUCGUGCUCACCAAUAACGAUGUCGAAGUCGAUGUGACGGACAGCGCCGAGGCGCCGAUGGACGACGGCGACGAGCCCGCUGCGGGCGACGACCCCACCGCGGGCGACGACCAGAUGGAGUUCCGCGACGACUCGAUCGCCGCCUUUUACUCGCACCGCAAGUCGGUGUUUUGCGUGUCGCUGCACCCUCUCUACCCCAACCCGCCCCUUGCGGUGAGCGGCGGAGAAGACGACGGUGCCUGGAUCUGGAACACGAUCGACGGCGCGGACGUUGCGCAGCUCGGCGGGCAUUCCGACAGCGUCGUCGCCGUGGCCUUUAGCCACGACGGCGAGCUGGUCGCCACGGGCGGUCUCGACGGCCGUGUGCGUGUGUGGCGCCACCGCGGCGACUGGACCAAAUGGGAGUUCCUGACGAACCUCGAGGGCCCGUCGGAGGUCGUGUGGCUGACGUGGCACCCCAAGGGCCACGUCCUCGUCGCCGGCUCGAGCGACACGACGCUGUGGAUGUGGCAGCUGCCGUCGGGCAACGUGAUGAACGUCUUUAGUGGCCACACGGGCUCGGUGACCUGCGGCCGUUUCACGCCGGACGGCCGCAAGCUAAUUAGCGGCAGCGACGACAGCUCGCUGGUUGUGUGGGAUCCGCGCAGCGCUGCAGUUGUUGCCAAGGUCGGCGAGGACGACUCGCGCUUUGUGCUCGAGGGCGGCAUCACCUCGCUCUGCAUCUCGCCCGACUCGCGCCUGGUCGUUGCCGGGGGCGCAGCCGGUCUCUUGCGUGUAGUGAGCAUUGCGAAUGUCGACGCGAGCGGCCAGGCCAACGUCGUGGGCACGCUCGAGGGCCACGAUGUGGGCGAGAGUGUCGAGAGUGUCGAGUUUAUCGAUCUCGUGCCUGGCACGGCUCCGGGCUCGUUCAACGGUCCCACGUCGCAAGGCGCCGCGCACCUGGUCUCGGGUGCGACCGACGGCAAGGCAAUUGUCUGGGACAUGACCGCCGGCAAGAGCCGUGGCGAGGUGCAGCACGACGCGGCGAUUACCAAGCUUAUUGUGCACCCCCACACGCCGCUCUUUACCACGAGCUCGAUCGACCAUACGAUCCGCACGCUCGACGCACGGACGAUGCAGCUUGUCGGCGAGCAACACGGCUUUACGGAUGGCGUGCUUGACAUUGCCGUCGGCGUUGACGACGGCAUCACGCAGGGUCUUGAGUCCGGCGGCAUCGGCGCAUAUGCGGACCCCUCCAAGUUCAAGGGGUACAAAAUUGUCGGUGCGGGCGACGAAGGCGUCGCGCUCGUCUUCCGUCUGCAGUAG
Malassezia japonica is the source of this 1347-nucleotide messenger RNA. RefSeq names its product 60S ribosomal subunit assembly or modification protein (gene SQT1). The transcript has a single exon. The coding region runs from base 1 to 1347 and encodes 448 amino acids. Gene Ontology annotation, molecular function: protein binding. NCBI's taxonomy places the organism in Eukaryota, Fungi, Basidiomycota, Malasseziomycetes, Malasseziales, Malasseziaceae. The record is from RefSeq and is a predicted model, not a curated record.